AUGAUGCUUCCAAUUUCCGGCCACCCAUCAACCGAGCUCGAAGCCCCUAAAAAGCGACCUAACAAAUCAUGCCCAUCCAACCUUACUCCUCUCCAUCGCGCUUUAAUCUUCACUGUAAUCUUUUUUCAAGUAUCUAUUGUUUUAUAUCUUACUCGUACCCACCAUCUAUCUCUACCCGAAUCACAUCAAGUAUCACCUGUAUUUCAAGCCCGAGAAUCUAGGAUAGUAUCAAAAAUCUCAUCCAAAACUUACGGCAGCUUGCCAAACAAAGGCAUAUCAAAUAUCUUAUCAAAAACUUACAGCAGCUUGCCAAACAAAGGCGUACCAAAUGUCUCAUCAGCAACUCAGGGCAACUUGCCAAACAAACGCCAUGGCAGCUUGUUAAACAAAGGCGUAUCAAAUAUCUCAUCAAAAACUCACCGCAGCUUGCCAAAAAAAGGCGUAUCAAAUGUCUCGUCAAAAACUCACGGCAGCUUGCCAAACGAAGGCGUAUCAAAUAUUUCUUCGGAAACUUACGCUAGCUUGCCAAACAAAGGCGUAUUAAAUAUCGCAUUGGAAACUUACGGCAGCUUGCCAAACAAAGGCUGCGAUUCUGGUCGGAUUUAUGUCUAUGAUCUCCCCCCGAUGUUCAAUUACGAUCUCAUGAACAAUUGCAACCAACUAGAGCCGCCGGACAACGAAUGUGACAGAAAUUUGAACGACGGUCUCGGACCAGCGGCGAGAGAGUUCGCCGGAAUGCUACCGGAGAGUAUUAUCCCUGCGUUUUACUGGACGGACAUGUAUUGGGGCGAGGUCGUGUUCCACAAUCGGAUGCUGAACCACAAGUGCCGAACGCUAGAGCCGGAAUCCGCUACGGCGUUCUACAUACCUUUUUAUGCUGCGCUGGAUGUGAGAAAACACUUGUUCAAUCACACCGUAAGAGAGCGCGAUAUGCUUCCAGAGAUGUUGACCGAUUGGGUCCAGGAACAGAAAUGGUGGAAGAGAUCCAUCGGCUCCAAUCAUUUCAUCAUGCUUGGAAGGAUUACAUGGGAUUUCCGACGUGAGGGAGACUCCGACGCCGAUUGGGGGAACAGAUUCCUCCAUAUGCCGGCGAUGCGGAACGUCAUCCGUGUAUCCGUGGAGCGUAGCAUCUGGGACGACCUAGAAAUCGCUGUACCUUACCCCACCAUAUUCCACCCCAGGUCAGAUUCCGAUAUCUUUGAGUGGCAGGAGUUCGUCCGGAGCCGCCGCCGAAACCACCUGUUUGCCUUCGUCGGCGGCGGUCGUUCUUCGAUCAAGAACGAUUUCCGGGGGAUUUUACAGAAACAGUGCCUCGAUGAGUCAACCGUGUGUCGCCACGUGAACUGCGGCUGGAAAAACUGUAGCGACCGGAAGACGGCGGUCAUGGAAGCGUUUCUCGACUCCAAUUUCUGUCUCCAGCCGAGGGGGGACGCUUUCACGAGGCGGUCAGUUUUCGAUUGCAUGUUGGCCGGUUCGAUACCGGUUUUCUUCUGGAGGCGGACGGCUUACAUGCAGUACGAGUUAUUCAUGCCGAUCGAACCAGAGGAUUACUCUGUUUUUAUACACCGUGACGAUGUACGUAACAGAACGGAUAUAAGGAGAGUGUUAGAAAGGUAUGGAAGGAAGGACGUGAAAAAGAUGAGAGAGAAAGUAAUAGAAUAUAUACCACGAUUUGUGUAUGCGAAACCGAGUCAAGGGUUAGAGAAAACAAGAGAUGCUUUUGAUAUUGCUCUUGAUGGGGUACUGACCAAAUACAAGGCUCACAUGGAGAAGGGUAGAAUUGGGAAUUGGAAUGAAAUAUGAAUGAUCAAAUGUGCACAAUUUUCAUUUCGAUCAUGGUGUUAUAUGGAGUAUUAAUUUGUUUUCUUUGUUUAUUUCAACUAGUGUUAUUUCAAUUCAUUUCAA
Rhododendron vialii is the source of this 1905-nucleotide messenger RNA. RefSeq names its product xyloglucan galactosyltransferase XLT2-like. Gene Ontology annotation, biological process: xyloglucan biosynthetic process. The record is from RefSeq and is a predicted model, not a curated record. Gene Ontology annotation, molecular function: galactosyltransferase activity. The transcript has a single exon. Bases 1 to 1803 code for a protein of 600 amino acids. Lineage: Eukaryota; Viridiplantae; Streptophyta; Magnoliopsida; Ericales; Ericaceae.